Tribolium castaneum (red flour beetle) is the source of this 1680-nucleotide messenger RNA. RefSeq names its product UDP-glycosyltransferase UGT5-like. The transcript is spliced from 4 exons. Gene Ontology annotation, molecular function: UDP-glycosyltransferase activity. NCBI's taxonomy places the organism in Eukaryota, Metazoa, Arthropoda, Insecta, Coleoptera, Tenebrionidae. The record is from RefSeq and is a predicted model, not a curated record. Bases 110 to 1645 code for a protein of 511 amino acids.
CGUUCCAAUUUGUUACAAGCACUUUUCAAUAGAACACGUGGCCUUGAUGCCACUUCAUAAAUUCAGUCGAUGAUGUAAUCAGCUGCAGUCUGUUGUGAGCUAUUUAAACAUGUUCAUACGGAUAUUGUUUCUAUUUUGCCUUCUUUUAUGUGCUUCCGAAAGUUACAAAAUUUUAGCAAUCUUUCCUACACCAUCCCACAGUCACCACACCUUAGCCUCCAAACUUGUAAAAGAAUUGGCGAAAAGGAAACAUGAAGUGACUUUUGUUAGUCCAUUCCCUCAAAAGGAAACCGUGGAAAAUUUGAAGGAAAUUAGUGUAGAGGAAAUAAUACCAAUAUUUAACCAACAAAAGAAGCAUUUAUUUAAACUCAACGAGCUGACAAUUUUCGAGAAUGUGAUCUUUGUGAACAACAUUGGGCUUCUUGUAACGGAAGAGUUACUCCGAAAUGAGAAGAUACAAAAAUUGUUAGAGUCAAACGAACAUUUCGAUCUAAUAAUUCUGCCCCAGUUUAUAAAUGAGGGCUUGUUGGCCAUCGGCCACCACUUCAAAGCACCGGUGGUACUUCUGUCAUCCAUGCCCCUUUUCUCAUGGAGCAGUUUUCUCCUCGGACACCCAACUUCCUCAUCUUAUGUUCCAAACAUCCAGACACAUUACACAGGGCAUAUGAACUUUUGGCAACGACUUUGCAACAGCAUUUACGACGCUUAUUCCAUCCUUUACCACCAAUGGGUCGUACUACCAAAGCACAGACGGCUGGUAAAGAAAUACGUACCAGGACAGCCCGACUUGUACGAUUUCCUCAACAAUGCCAGUUUAGUGCUAGUCAACUCGCACGUCAGUUCGUAUGAUGCCACAAUUCAAGUACCAAAUGUUGUGGAAAUUGGUGGUUUUCACCUCGAAGAGGCGAAAAAACUACCGGAGGAUCUCCAAAAAUAUUUGGAUGGUUCCAAGGAGGGAGUUGUGAUAUUUUCAAUGGGGACACUAUUGAAAAGUUCGAGCAUGCCAAAGGAGAAAUUGCAAGCACUGGUCCAGGCAUUUUCCAAACUGAAACAACAAGUUUUGUGGAAAUGGGACAGUGAAGAAAUGGAAGGAAAGCCGAGAAAUGUCAAAUUGGUCAAGUGGUUGCCACAGUCCGAUGUUUUAGCCCAUCCUAACGUAAAAGUGUUUAUCACCCAUGGUGGCCUUUUAAGUACCAUGGAAAGCAUAUACCACGGGGUACCAACAUUAGGAAUUCCGGUUUUUACCGACCAGAAAGCAAAUAUUGAAUUUGCAGUGGAGGCAGGGUCUGGCAUUGCCGUUCCCUAUCCAGAAUUAUCGGAAGAAAAAUUAUCUCAGGCCCUGGAUCAAAUUAUAAAUAAUCCAAGCUACAAGACAAACGCCUUGAAGCGGUCGAAAAUAAUGAAGGAUCGACCCAUACACCCAUUGGAUUAUGCCAUUUACUGGAUAGAGUAUGUCGCCCGACAUGAAGGGGCACCACAUCUUAGGUACCCUGGAAUGGGCUUGGCUUGGUACCAACGCUAUUUAAUCGAUGUCGCAUUUUUCGUGGGGUUAGCACUAGGAUCAGUUUUUAUUAUUACCAAACAAUUGUUAAAAUUGUUCAUGGGGACGCAAAAUAAACAAAAAAAGAAGACGAAAAAGAAUUGAAAUUUGUUUGUUAAUAAAGAUAAUUUUAUCCUUGA